AAUACUUAUGUUAAAAAGGUGGAAUUGAAGAAACUGGUCUUACUUCUCUUCCAUAUACCACCCCAAAGGAAACAAAAACAAUAACAAAAAGAAGAAGAAGAAAAGAAGGAUACUCCAAUGGAACCCGAAACUUCGCAAUUCGAGUCGAGCGAGAUGCUGGCGACCUAUCUGGCCUCCACGCCUCUGCUCGAGGACUCCUGGCGCCUCUGCAGCCGCGCCAACGCCGACGCGCCGCAGAGCUUCCUCGUCCACUGCGCCGGCAAGGUCGGCUACCUGGCCUUUUCCGGCGUGCAGGGGGUGGAUUGCACGGAGGAAUCGUGCAGGAAGCUGGUGGAGGUCGAGGUUUACGCUAAGGGACUGUUUGGUGGAUUCUGUGCCCGCGGAGAUGCCGAUCGGGAGCCGAUUAUGGUGCAUGGUGGCCUUCUGCAGCUCUUCAUCAUGUUUUUGAACACUCAGAAUUUCCUGAGCAAGAUUGAUGAACUACUACUGAAAGGAUGCAAAUCAAUUGUUUGCACUGGUCAUUCACUAGGAGGAGCCCUUGCAUCCCUUUCAGCCCUUUGGCUCCUCUCCACUGUUCAGACAAACUCACCUUCCAUUCAAGUGUUGUGCAUCACAUUUGGUUCACCGAUGCUUGGAAACGAAUCAUUCUCCCAGGCAAUCCUCCAAGAGCGAUGGUGUGGCAACUUCUGCCACGUUGUGGGGCAGCAUGACAUUGUACCACGAAUGCUCUUUGCUCCAGCAACUCCGAUCAUGAAGGAGCUAGUCAUCCUCUUCCAUUUCUGGCAGUUAUCAAUGGCUUCGCCGUGUCUUGGGCAGCUUGCAUCCCAGUUGUCCUAUGAGGACGUAGUUGAGGUGUUCAGGUUGGUGCUGACUUGUGCUGAGAAGAGAUGUGGAGAAGCCAAAGACCAAGAAGGAAGCGUGUUCUGGCCGUUUGGAGGCUACUUGUUCUGUACUGAUAACGGCGCGGUUUGCUUGGAUAACAGAGUAGCUAUUGUCAAGUUGCUAUACUUGACGAUGUCGAAGGGCUCUGCUGUGUCCUAUAUAGAGGAUCAUCUCAAGUACGAGAGCUACGUUGGACGAAUUUGUCUGCACUAUCUACGGAGAAGGAGCUUGACAGAUGUCUCAUUUUCUGAGUCGAGCAGUGAAGCUGGGAUUGCAUUUGCGUUGCGUUCAUCAGGGAUUGAGUUUCAGGAAGCGAUCUAUGGUACUGCCAAGAACUGCCUAGCUAUGGCGCGACAUAUUGGAUGCAGGCGCAACAUCAACAAUGCUAAGAUGGCUGUUUUAUUGGCCAAAGUCAAUCCUCUGAGGGCUCAGAUAGAGUGGUACAAGAAUUUUUGUGACCAGUCUGAUGAUCAGAUGGGUUAUUACGACGCUUUUAAGAACAGAAACACAAGGAGAGGGUCGAAAGUGAACAUGAACCGUCUUAAGCUUGAAAUUUUUUGGGAAGAUGUGAUCAAUCAGUUGGAGACGAAUCAACUCACUCAUGAUUUUCACAAGCUGUUAAAGUAUGUCAACGCGGCUCAUACCUAUACACUCCUUGUUGAACCUCUGGAUAUUGCCGAGUAUUACAGAACAUGUAUGCACAAGAGCAAAGGCCACUACAUUGAGCACGGCAGGAAGAAGAGAUUCAAGAUUUUCGACAAGUGGUGGAGGGACAGAAAAGUUGGAGAUGAGGAAAGCAACCCGAGAAGUAGGUUCGCUAAACUGACUCAAGACUCGUGCUUCUGGGCCCGGGUAGAGGAAGCAAGAGAGUGCGUGCUCCACCUCACCGGUGAGAGGGAUUCAGGGAGGCAGUCGGUUUCGUUGGACAAGAUUGUGAAGUUCGAACAAUAUGCACAAGACAUGAUUGCAAGGAAGGAGGUGUCUGUAGAUGUCUUUGCAAAGAACUCAAGCUACAGCAUGUUUAAAGAGGAAUGGGAAGAGCUGAAAUCUCAGCUGCAACUGCUGCCUCCUCGGUUUCCUGUUUCUCAAGAAUCAACGGUGCAGGAUAUGUGCAUCGAAACUGAGAAUACUUAUAUUGUGAGGUUCUCAUGAUGGGAGAUCUGUCUAUCUUCUAUUAGUCAAGAAACCUGCAGCAUUCUCUUCUAGUCUAUCUGUGUUGCUGUGUGUGACUACUGUUUAAGGCAUAUACAUUCCCUUUAUAGUUAGGGCCAUAGAUCUCUAUCAUUAUAAUCUCUUCAACUUGAGUUGAAUAUGGAGUAACACAGGUGUAUCUAUCUAGUCUAGUUGAGAAAAAUAAAAUUCAAUAAAUUUGUGUA
This is a messenger RNA of Salvia hispanica, 2258 nucleotides long. Its product is annotated as lipase-like PAD4. NCBI's taxonomy places the organism in Eukaryota, Viridiplantae, Streptophyta, Magnoliopsida, Lamiales, Lamiaceae. The record is from RefSeq and is a predicted model, not a curated record. Gene Ontology annotation, biological process: lipid metabolic process.